UUGCCUUUAUAUGCCUUAACUUGCUGUUAGAUUUAGUCUGCUUUUCUUUUGGUCAUCUAAACAAGCACGAGGACGAAGAGUGUUUCGUUCUAUGUUUUUUUGCUUAUAGGUGUAGAAAAACAGAACAACAACCGAUUCGUCGUUCGAAGCGUUUGUCUCGUAGGGAUAAAUUUGGAGAUAAAUUGUCAAGUUCAGAAACAUCUGAAGUUGAAGGUGAAAAUGAUGAUGAACAACCAUUAAUUCAAUUAUAUGAAAUGGCCCCAAUAAUAGUUCGUCGUAAAAAAAUUUAUAAAGAACGACAAGUGGCACACGAUAAAAUUUCAAAACUUUUUUCAAAUGUUGACAAUGAGCGAGCAGAAGAUUGUCAAAACAAAUCCUAUGAUUAUUCACAAAUGGAAUUGUUUUAUGAAAACGUUUUAAAAUUAACGCCAGAUAGAUUAAUCUACAUGUACAUACAUCCAAACCCAAAUUUAAUAGCUGUCAUUGGUUGUGAUAGAACUGGAGCAUCAGGACUUCUUGUUAAAUCUGAUGAACUCGAAUUAUGGCAUAAAACUAGCUAUUUGCUUCAUACAGAUUAUUGUGACUGUAUUCGUUUUGAUCGUUUAAAUUCUAAUUUAUUUUGUACAUCUUCACGUGAUUGUACAUUUCGAAUGUAUGAUAUUUUUAAAAAUACAACUACUGAGGUUCUUCGCAUGCCUGAAGAUAAUAACAUAACCUUUUUUGAUUAUACAUUAGAUAAUACUUAUCUCGCUAUAUUACGACAUGGCGAUGCAAUCUUAAUAGAUCGUAGAGCAAACCCCGUUGUUGUUAAUCGUUAUAAUUUAUCAAAAUAUCAUUUACGUACAAUACAUGUCAAUCCUACUCAGCCAAAUGAAUUCUGCGUUGCUGGAGGAAUGGAAAAAUUUAUUAAAGUAUUUGAUUUAAGACAAUUAGUAGAACGUACAACAUCACCGUAUAUCUAUCGUUUAUCAACAAACUAUGGACCACAUGCAGCGUAUUACAGUCACUCUGGCACACAUAUCAUGGCGACAAUGUCACAUCAUCAUUUAGCUUCACUGACAAAUUCUUGUGCCAUACCAACUUCUCAUGAGCAAAUGUUUUUAAUUGGUUCAACUAAACAAAGUCAGAUUCAGAUUAAUGCUAUCGAUGUUGAUUGUAACGUUUUAUCAUCGUUAAAAGGUGCCUAUUUAAAAUCAUUAUGUUCAAUUAACAUAGCUCAUGCUACACAACCGAUUGUGGUUGGUGAAAAUUCUAGUGGCACAAUUCAUGUAUUUACGAAAAAGAUUGAACAGUUUUAUUAA
Didymodactylos carnosus is the source of this 1301-nucleotide messenger RNA. The record is from the annotation of a GenBank genome assembly. Lineage: Eukaryota; Metazoa; Rotifera; Eurotatoria; Philodinida; Philodinidae.